Chanos chanos (milkfish) is the source of this 796-nucleotide messenger RNA. It is a transcript of the gene anapc16, whose product is annotated as anaphase promoting complex subunit 16. Bases 45 to 371 code for a protein of 108 amino acids. The transcript has 4 exons. The record is from RefSeq and is a predicted model, not a curated record. Gene Ontology annotation, cellular component: cytosol; anaphase-promoting complex; kinetochore. Gene Ontology annotation, biological process: protein ubiquitination. NCBI's taxonomy places the organism in Eukaryota, Metazoa, Chordata, Actinopteri, Gonorynchiformes, Chanidae.
GACUGUGGACGAAAAAGGAGCAGCAACUCACAAAAAAGGAGGUAAUGGCGGCCUCUUCCUCCUCCUCCUCUGCUGGGGGGGUCAGUGGAAGUUCAGUCACAGGGUCUGGGUUCAGUGCCUCUGAACUUAUCCCUCCUCGGAAAGUUCUCUACACCUAUCCCAAAGGAGCCGGAGAGAUGAUGGAAGAUGGCUCCGAUAGAUUUCUAUGUGAGUCUGUGUUCAGCUAUCAAGUGGCAUCGACACUUAAACAGGUUAAACAUGAUCAGCAGGUCUCUCGAAUGGAGAAGUUGGCCAGCCUGGUAGAGGAGCUGGAAGCAGAUGAGUGGCGGUAUAAACCCAUCGAACAGCUCCUGGGAUUUACAACAUCUUAAAUAAACCUGCUGGCACUCCACUGCUGUCUUUGCCAAGUAUUCACUCACGCAGUCUUCACAAGAUACAUUUGAAGAGCAAAGAACAUUUUUUUGUUCUUUGGAGGGGUGUUAAAUUUUCCUUUGAACCAGAUAACUGCCAGUUCGAAUGAUUUUUGGUGGAAACACAACAGAGUUAUUUUUGUUUAUCUCUUAAAGGUGUUUGUGAAUUUAAAUGUGUGAUGUGGUAGUUAUCAAAAGAAACAUCAUGUCAUGAGUGAAUAUUUUUGAUGUCUGACUGAAUUCUGAUCCGUAAAUAUUUUUAAAGCACUGGGUCAAACUUCAUUUACAUUUUCAUAGCAGUUCUCUCAUACCUUUUAAAAAAAACAUCCCUCUUCAAUUUUUAACUGUUUCAUUUCAAAGCGUUCCCAUGUGAAUAAAAGUUAUUU